GCCCCGUCCUCUGCUGAACAACGCCGAGCGCACUUCCACCGUCGUUCGUUCAACCUGCUUCCGACCGAAUCCAGCACCCAGCAGAGCAGCAGUGCAGCAGCGCACGAUGGUUCAAAUCAGCGAAGUGCGCGGCAACAGCCGCGACAACCGCACGGCGGCGCACACGCACAUCAAGGGCCUCGGCCUCAAUUCGAGCGGCAUCGCCGAAAAGCAGGCCGCUGGCUUUGUCGGCCAGACCGCCGCCCGCGAGGCCUGCGGUGUCGUCGUCGACCUCAUUAAAGCGCACAAGAUGGCCGGGCGGGGCGUGCUGCUUGCGGGCGGCCCCGGCACGGGCAAGACGGCACUGGCGCUCGCCAUCAGCCAGGAGCUCGGCACCAAGAUCCCCUUCUGCCCCAUCACGGGCAGCGAGAUCUACUCGACCGAAGUCAAGAAGACCGAGGUGCUCAUGGAGAACUUCCGCCGCGCCAUCGGGCUCAAGGUCCGCGAGACCAAGGACGUCUACGAGGGCGAGGUCACCGAGCUGACCCCGGAGGAGGCCGAGAACCCGCUCGGCGGCUACGGCAAGACCAUCAGCACCCUGCUGAUCGGGCUCAAGAGCGCCCGCGGCCAGAAGAAGCUGCGCCUCGACCCCAGCAUAUACGAGGCCAUCCAGAAGGAGCGCGUCCAGGUGGGCGACGUCAUCUACAUCGAGACCAACACGGGCGCCUGCAAGCGCGUGGGCCGGUCCGACGCCUACGCCACCGAGUUCGACCUCGAGGCCGAGGAGUACGUGCCGAUUCCCAAGGGCGAGGUGCACAAGAAGAAGGAGAUCGUCCAGGACGUGUCGCUGCACGACCUGGACGUGGCCAACGCCCGCCCCCAGGGCGGCCAGGACAUCAUGUCCAUGAUGGGCCAGCUGAUGAAGCCCAAGAUGACCGAGAUUACCGACAAGCUGCGGAGUGAGAUCAACAAGGUGGUUAGUAAGUACAUCAACCAGGGCGUCGCCGAGCUCGUGCCGGGCGUGCUCUUUAUCGAUGAGGCCCACAUGCUGGAUGUCGAGUGCUUCACCUACCUUAACAAGGCGUUGGAGUCGCCCAUAUCGCCCAUCGUCGUGCUGGCCUCCAACCGGGGCAUGGCUACCAUCCGCGGUGCCGACGACCUUGUCGCCGCCCACGGCAUCCCACCCGACUUCCUGGCCCGUCUGCUCAUCAUCCCGACGCACCCGUAUGAACCGGACGAGAUCAAGCGCAUCGUGCGCAUCCGCGCCUCCACCGAGGGCGUCCAGGUCACUGAUGCCGCCAUCGACAAGAUCGCCGAGCACGGCGUGCGCAUCAGUCUCCGCUACUGCCUCCAGCUGCUAACCCCUGCGAGCAUCCUGGCUCGGGUCAAUGGGCGCAGCCAGAUCGACGUCCAGGAUGUCGCAGAGUGUGAGGACCUCUUCCUGGACGCACGGCGCAGCGCCAACAUCCUGGCUAGCGAAUCCGGCCAGGGCUUUAUCUCCUAAUUGCAGCGAAGUGGUCGGAUUACAGGGUACUGGGACUGGGGGCACUGGCAGGGGUUUGGGGCGCAACUCGUCACAUUUGUUUUUUCACUUGAUCCUCACAUGUGUGAUAGAAAGAAGAAGAGGAUAUGGGCGGGCCGGAAAAACUGCGUUGCAGGAUGGGAGUUGGCGCAAAGACAUGCCGUUGUGCUUUCGCAUUGGUAUUUUUGUUUGGUUGUUAUCCGGAUUUGAGCGGGGACUGGGCUGCCGGUUGGGUGCGGUUGGGUGCGCGGCGUCAUGUUCGUUCAAAGAAGGGUUCAUGAUAUCCCAUUCGCAGCAUCACCAACAUCCGACGUUUUUUUCUCCG
This is a messenger RNA of Thermothielavioides terrestris NRRL 8126, 1826 nucleotides long. Its product is annotated as AAA family ATPase-like protein. Gene Ontology annotation, cellular component: Ino80 complex; NuA4 histone acetyltransferase complex; Swr1 complex. Gene Ontology annotation, biological process: box C/D snoRNP assembly; regulation of transcription by RNA polymerase II; chromatin remodeling. The record is from RefSeq and is a predicted model, not a curated record. Bases 107 to 1483 code for a protein of 458 amino acids. Gene Ontology annotation, molecular function: ATP binding; ATP hydrolysis activity; DNA helicase activity. The transcript is spliced from 4 exons. NCBI's taxonomy places the organism in Eukaryota, Fungi, Ascomycota, Sordariomycetes, Sordariales, Chaetomiaceae.